UCCACGCGACCAACUAACCAACCAACCAACCACCAGCAAGGCACCAGCAGACAACCAAGCAUUCUGCUCUUACUCCUGCAGUAGGGUGGACCGUCGAUAUACUCGCUGUCCUGGACACACUGGAGAGUCGGCGACAGUCACCUCGUGUCAUUUGGUAGUGGGGUUCGCGCCUCGACGUCACUUUUCGUUCGAUAGCAUUGACGUGCCAAUCGGGAACCUCAGCAAUUAUUUAAUUUCUUUAUAUUGCGGUACCAAGUGUCAUUCUCAGCGAGAACUUCUUGAGAGGAAAUCUCAAGAACGUUCCUCUACCAGUUAUUAUUAUAUUAUAUUUUAAUUGGAUCUUCAAUAGCUUGGUUUUUUUUUGCCUUUUCAUCAUUUUGAAAUUUCUAUUAAUUUUCCCAUUGUACAUACCGGUUGUUAUUGUGGCUUUAAGAAUUAGAGUGGUCGUGCGUGGAUAACCAAGGACAAAUGGAUGAUUUUCAAGUGUUUAAAUUUCUAUCAAGGACUGUAGUUAUUUCAGCAGCAAUUUUCAAACAACUUGUGUAGAUAAAUGGUGAUUGCAAAACGUCAGUGAAUAUUGAGAAAAUUUGCAGUUGAAGUGAAUCUAAGUAACAAGUUGUCGCAUUACUUGUAUGGUAAUAGUGUACUUCAGAUUAGUCGAAUGGUUAAUGUGUGAAUUCAGUGAAUCAAAUGCAUAUGGCGAUUGGAUAAUUUCAAAGAGUGUCUUAGGUACCUACGGAUUAAAUAUCAUCUCCUUAAGGAAUCUAUAAGCAGAAAUGUUGAUCGUUCUAACGUAAUAAACAGUGAUUUACAAAAGUCCGGAAGUGCUACAGUCAGGCUUACGAGUUCCGGGUAGGGCAGGCUUGUUCGCGUCCAUCCACUUAUACGACGCACGCAAUAUCCACUAAUAACGGAGCGUCCUCAAAUCUGUUUAAUUAAAAGCAUAGACUGCGUAGAUCGAAAGCGCACAUUGACCAAUCAGAAUUAUAGCUUGGUCUCGGACGCAUGCGGAUACCACCGGAUUGAAAAUCGGCGAGCGUGGGUUGACGCGCGGCGCCAACCUGUUGCUCAAGAUCACGCGAGACGCAGACCGUCCGAUUUCAAUACUCUGUCAUCCUAUGCAUUCUCGCAAUCGUAUAGCCAAUUCGCUGUCUCCUCAUUCAAAGAAUAUAUAUUCAUGUUCGCGCGAAGCCUCAAUGCCCAUGUGCCGAAGAGUCAGGAUUCUCUAUACUCUUUCUUUCUAGUCAAUUUGAAAUAUCUUUUCUGCAUUAAUCAAACCGAUUUACUGACUGUCGCGCAGCAACAUUUCUUCCUCUCGUGGAAUCAUUCGACUAACGGUAAAAAUCGGCUCCCCGGAUCGUCGCGACUAGUGGUGACUCGUGAAGUGCCAGUGAAGUGUCUCGAGAACUCGAGAGUUCCCAGUAAGAGUGAAAAGUGACAUUCCUCCGAGUACUCAAGAUCCAAGUACUCUGCGAGGAUUCAGGAUUCUAUGUAUAUUUUUCGUAUGGAUGCAUUAUAAUCUAAAAGUUUUCAAGCCCGUUUCGAGUCGAAGACUUGACCAAUGACAUUUCUAUGGGAAUGAGUGGAUGAGCAAUCGCGCCAGCAAAAUGGGGCGAAUCAGGAUUGAGAUCAGUGCGAUUUUAGCCUUAGGGUGUUUGCUCUGUGUGAGCCUGGGAAACUCGAGGAACCUCUCGACGAAGGAACUUUUGGAGUGUCGUGCCAACCUGAGCAGAGCCGUACGCAACGACACGAUCUUCCUCGAGAGAAUUCAUCAAGCCGAUUACAUAUUUACGGGGAAGAUCAAGGAUCUGCAGGAGGGUCGACUUCACGUCCGCGUAAAGCGAGCCAUCAAGGGUCUCCUUAACGGGACCCUCGACCUCAUCCUCAACGACACUUGCGCCGUUUACAUACGUCGUAGCUACACCGGCAUAUUCAUGGCACGACGAGAUUUUGGUUUUGGAAAUUUGAAACACUUGGGAAAAGUCGUGAUGCACUUUGGACCUGUUCCGCUGACCCUUGCCAAUUUGGACAGACUCAACUCUGCAGUACGAGGUGGAAAAAAAAAACGAAUGAAGGAAGGAAGGAAGGAAGGAAGGAAGGAAAGAGAGGCAGCAGGUAGAACUUGAGCCGUUCUUUCCUUAAUUCUUCUAGGCGUUUUACAUCGCUGGGUCUCGUGAGUCUUCUGAGUU
This is a messenger RNA of Cephus cinctus (wheat stem sawfly), 2189 nucleotides long. RefSeq lists its product as uncharacterized. NCBI's taxonomy places the organism in Eukaryota, Metazoa, Arthropoda, Insecta, Hymenoptera, Cephidae. Bases 1587 to 2126 code for a protein of 179 amino acids. The record is from RefSeq and is a predicted model, not a curated record. The transcript is spliced from 2 exons.